UAUCCUAAACUAGAUAUUAUUACAAAGACAAUUAACUCAUCAAAUACAAUAAUAUUAAAUACAAUAUUACAUAUAUCUCAAGGUAAAGCAUUAAAAUUAUCCAAUAAUAAAAAUCAUCAUCAUCAUCAUCAUAAUAAACAAUUAUUAACAUCAAAAUAUAUUACCAAAUUGUCAAAUGAUUCCAUAUUGAUUGAACAUUCUUAUUUAAUUGUACGUUUACCUUGGUGUCAUCAAAUGCAAUCAUUAUACGAUUCAUCAGCCCCUAAUUUAGAUCAAUAUCAUUCUAAUGUUUCAUGGUUAAGUGGUUCAUGUCCACAAUAUGCAUUCACUUUGAGAUCACAAUGUUUGUUAAAUCAA
Molecule: messenger RNA, 357 nt
Organism: Schistosoma turkestanicum
Lineage: Eukaryota; Metazoa; Platyhelminthes; Trematoda; Strigeidida; Schistosomatidae
Source: the annotation of a GenBank genome assembly